AAACGGUAGAGCUAAUACACCUGGGCUUAUUUUCCAAGCAGAGCGCCUCCCUCCACCCUGCAUCUCCCGCCGCACUGCCUUCCACAGUCAUCUAAUCUCUCCCUCUAAUUUCAGCCAAUCUCUGGCUCGAGGUCCAAAACAAGUUCACAUCCCUGACAAGCCACCCGUCCCACCAAAUCAACAGCCUACUGUCGAUGUUUUUGCCGCUAUGAUCGAGCCGAAGCUUGCCAAUGUUCUUGUAAGGCGUUUAAAUCAGAUUGCACCUCUGGAAGAUCUCCGGCAUGUGAAGAGGAUACAAAAGAAAAAUCUUGAAGGAGGAAAAAUUCAGUUAACAGUGAUCUUAUAUCUUGCUUGUGAAAAUGAGAAUCAGUUGAUCAAAGUGCCACAGGAUGUACAAGAGCUAAUUGAUUCGUACAAGUUGUCUCCUUUUAUCACGAAAGUCUGCAAGUAUGCUGCAUCCUCAAAAGAAGAGUGGGAAGAACAAUGCAAGCUCUGGCCAACAUCAUAUCAUCCACCGACCUUCAAUAUUGACGGCAUUACUGGAUUUAGUAACGAGGAGUCACAAUCAAUUUACAGCUUCAUGAGAUUUGCUAUUGAGUUGGCGAGUUCUGGUUCUGUUGUGGUAGUGAAUGCUGCAGUUAUAGUGGAUCCUUCAGUAAAGCAGAUAAUUGCUAGUGCAACUGAUCAGAUCUACUCUUGGCAUGCUCCUGAUAAAACCACAGGCAAAGUGCUGCUGCUAGGGAAGCUUAAAGAUGGCUUAUAUUGCUUGGGCUCCUCGAAACGGACUUCACUUUAUCAUCCUCCCUGUUAA
This is a messenger RNA of Carica papaya (papaya), 811 nucleotides long. Lineage: Eukaryota; Viridiplantae; Streptophyta; Magnoliopsida; Brassicales; Caricaceae. The record is from RefSeq and is a predicted model, not a curated record.